Messenger RNA from Impatiens glandulifera, 1590 nucleotides. Its product is annotated as fasciclin-like arabinogalactan protein 2. The coding region runs from base 47 to 1300 and encodes 417 amino acids. The record is from RefSeq and is a predicted model, not a curated record. The transcript has a single exon. Gene Ontology annotation, cellular component: plasma membrane. NCBI's taxonomy places the organism in Eukaryota, Viridiplantae, Streptophyta, Magnoliopsida, Ericales, Balsaminaceae.
CUGCUCUGUUCUCUCUCUUUUCUCUCUCACCUUCUUCUCCGACGAGAUGCCGGCCACAAUGCAGGUCCAAUGUCAAGCUCUCAUCGGAGCUCUUACCCUAUCUUUUCUCUUCAUCUUCACCGGAGCUCACAACAUCACUCGGAUUCUCGCUAAGCAUCCCGAAUUCUCCACUUUCAACCACUAUCUCACCAUCACUCACCUAGCCGCCGACAUCAAUCGCCGCCAAACAAUCACCGUCUGCGCCGUUGACAACUCCGCUAUGUCAGAUCUCCUCUCCAAAGGCUAUUCCGUCUACACAUUACGUAACAUCCUCUCUCUCCACGUGUUCGCCGAUUACUUCGGUGCCAAAAAGCUCCACCAGCUCGCCGGCGGAUCCGUCACCACUUCCUCCAUGUUUCAAGCCUCCGGUACCGCAUCCGGAACAUCCGGAUACGUAAACAUCACCGAUUUCAAAGGCGGAAAGGUCGCAUUCGGUGCAUUAGACGAUACCGGCGACUACAAACUCACAUCGUCAUUUAUAAAAACCGUUCAAGAAAUGCCGUACAAUAUUUCCGUAAUUCAAGUCAGUCACAUCAUGGCCUCGCCGGAUGCCGAAGCACCGACAGCUCCUCCGGCGGCAAUUAACCUAACGUCGUUAAUGAGUGAGCAGGAAUGUAAAGCAUUCUCAGAUCUAUUAAUCGCAACUAAAUCAUUAUCGAUCUAUAAUCAGAAUCUAGAAGGCGGAUUGACGGUUUUCUGUCCGUCCGAUGCCGCGAUUGAAGAUUUCAUGCCGAAAUACAAAAACCUAACCGCGGAAGGGAAACAAUCGUUGGUACUAUUCCACGCCUGUCCGAUUUAUCAAUCAAUGCAGAAUCUGAAAUCAAACAACGGAUUGAUAAACACACUGGCGACAGACGGAAAGAGUAAGUACGAUUUCGAUAUUCAGAACGACGGACAGGCGGUGACGUUGAAGACGAGAUUGGUGAGGGCGACGGUUACGGGGACAUUGAAGGAUCAAGAACCGCUGGCGCUGUAUAAGAUCAAUAAGGUGUUGCAGCCGAGAGAAUUGUUUAAGGGAGUUGGGGAGAAGGAUGAUGAGGCGGAUAGUCCGGCGGAAUCUCCGAAGGCGGCGCCGAAGAAGAAGAAGGGGAAAGCGGCGGCGAAGGAGGCGGAUGCGGAUGCUCCGUCGCCGGAUACGGAUGAUUCGGAGGCGGCGGAUCAGACUGCGAGUGGGGCGUUUUGGAUCGGAUCGGGUUGGUGGAUGACAGCAGGUAUGGGUUUGGGUUUGUCGGUGGGAGCGUCGGUGCUUUUAAGCGUGUGAUUUUUUUACUUUUUUUUGUUUAUUUAUUUUGGUUGAAAUUAUUCCAUUAUCAUGGACAGUUGGUUGAAAAAGAUAUUAGUUUAUUAUUAUUAUUCUGUUGUGGUGGGUACGGGGACAAAUUGCAUGCCUUCUGGAAAAUAAAAAUAAAAAAUAAGGGUCCCACCUUCUCUUUAGGUUUUUUUUUUUUUUGGAGGGGGUCUUUAUUUUGUAAAAUUUGUAUGAUCUUUUGUGUGUGCACAAGUUUGAGUUAUGUAUAUUUCAUUGGCUUAUAUUAUAGAAAUAUAUUGUUU